Messenger RNA from Tripterygium wilfordii, 2273 nucleotides. RefSeq names its product beta-glucosidase 18-like. The transcript has 14 exons. Lineage: Eukaryota; Viridiplantae; Streptophyta; Magnoliopsida; Celastrales; Celastraceae. The record is from RefSeq and is a predicted model, not a curated record. Gene Ontology annotation, molecular function: beta-glucosidase activity. The coding region runs from base 576 to 2162 and encodes 528 amino acids. Gene Ontology annotation, biological process: carbohydrate metabolic process.
AUUCUCUCCCCAGCUGAAAAUUGUUAGGGAUAUGAAAAGCCAGCUGUAGAGCCAAAUCCUGAAAUCCAGAAGAGUUCAACUGUUCGCUGUAAACCACCUUAGUGCUAAACCCAGAAUGGGAUUCAACAUUAUCCAGUCAUUGCUCUUCUCUUCAUGCUGUGCUCUACUGAACUAAUCUUUUGGUCAUGGUUUUGAUGAAAUUGGUGAAGAUGUCAAAAGAUCUGAUUUCCCCGAUGGGGUUUUCUUUGGGGCUGGCACAUCUUCAUUAAUCAUAUCCGGCAUUGUUUUCUUCCAAGUUCUUGUCUUUGUUAUUGUUGUUGUCUUUAAUGCAAUUUAUCAGCAUUGGUUUUACUUUUUAUAUGGUACAGGUAGAGCGAUAAUAUCUUGAUGGUAAGGGUUCCAGCAAUUGUGAUGUUUUUACUCACAUUCUAGGUCAACCUCCUGAUCUUUCAAAAAAAAAAUGAGCUGAAAGGUGCCUGGAUCCUGGCCACACAGAUGAUUGAAAGUUAUGAAACCAGAAGAGUCAAAACCCAGGUGGGUUCAACUUUUUCUCUUCAUACUCCUAUCCCUUCAGUAUGGGAGUCACAAUACUCCGGCUUUUGCUAUUGUCCUUCAUUGUUUUGUUCCCAAGCUUGUCUUUUGCUCAUGGGUUUGGUGGAUCUGGUGAAGAAAAUGUCAAAAGAUCUGAUUUCCCAGAUGGGUUCCUCUUUGGGACAGGCACUUCAUCUUAUCAGGUAGAAGGAGCAUAUCUUGAAGAUGGCAAGGGUCUCAGCAACUGGGAUGUUUUUGCUCAUAUUCCCGGAAACAUAGUGAACAAUGACAAUGGAGAUGUAGCAGACGAUCAUUACCAUCGUUUCUUGGAAGAUAUUGACCUCAUUCAUUCUCUUGGUACAAAUGCUCACCGGUUAUCAAUUUCAUGGAGCAGAAUCUUACCCAGAGGAAGAUUUGGUGAAGUCAAUCCAAGUGGGAUCAAGUUCUAUAACAAAAUCAUAGACAAUCUCUUGAGCAAGGGAAUAGAGCCAUUUGUGACUUUGCACCAUCAGGACUUACCACAAGAAUUGCAGGACAGAUAUCAGUCUUGGCUCAGCUCUCAAAUGCAGGAGGAUUUUGUUUAUUUUGCUGAAAUUUGUUUCAAGAAUUUCGGGGAUCGAGUUAAGUACUGGGCAACGAUCAAUGAACCAAAUCUAUCUGCAGAUUUUUCCUACCUUAAGGGUUUGUAUCCACCAGGUCAUUGUUCAGCACCUUUUGGAAAUUGUUCAGAGGGUAAUUCUGAUGUAGAGCCCCUCAUUGUUAUGCACAAUAUGUUACUGGCACACGCCAAGGCCGUUAGGUUAUACCGUGAACUUUUUCAGCCAACACAAGGUGGUUCCAUAGGAAUAGUUACAUAUUCGUCCAUAUAUGAACCGCUGAGAGACGACGAAGCUGACAGGCAAGCUGUCAGUAGAGCCUUAGCUUUUAAUAUAGCCUGGGUGUUAGAUCCCUUGAUACACGGAGAUUAUCCCCAGGAAAUGUGCCAUUACCUCGGGAGUUCAUUACCAUCGUUCUCCUUGGAAGAAGUUGAGUAUGUGAAAGGCAGCAUUGAUUUUAUUGGCAUUAACCAUUAUGAAACUCUGUAUAUCAAGGAUUGCAUCUACUCUGCUUGCCCCUCAGGCUAUGAUCACCCUAUACGAGGUUUCAUCUACACAACAGGAGAACGUGAUGGCGUUCCAAUUGGAGAACGAACUGCAAUUCCCAGCUUCUUCAUUGUUCCAAGGGGCAUGGAGAAGAUUGUUGACUAUAUCAAGGAAAGAUACAAUAAUUCUCCAAUGUUUGUAACCGAAAAUGGAUAUGCUCCUCCAAAGCAACAAGAUGAACAACUGCAAGACCUACUGCUCGAUGUCAAACGAAUUAGUUAUCAUAAAGCCUACCUUGCCGCUUUAGCUAGGGUGAUAAGGAAUGGUGCUGAUGUACGUGGAUAUUUUUUAUGGUGCUUGAUGGACAACUUAGAAUGGAAAAAUGGUUACACCAUGAGAUUCGGACUCUACUACGUCGAUCGCCAAACACUUCAAAGGAUGCCAAAACUAUCUGCUAAAUGGUAUAGUGACUUCCUCACCAAUGGCACCAGUCAACACGUAAGUUCAUUCAAAAACAAAAAUUUCUUAUUGACCUGGGCUGGAAUAUAGUGAUUUAUCUUAUACUCUUUGUACAUUUCCUCAUUUUGAAUCCCGGUGUUUACGCUCCUGUUAAUACUGGUUGCUGUUUAAUAAAGUCAGCCUUCUUGUUUUCUCACUGAA